Messenger RNA from Pseudoliparis swirei, 1149 nucleotides. It is a transcript of the gene cdk1, whose product is annotated as cyclin dependent kinase 1. NCBI's taxonomy places the organism in Eukaryota, Metazoa, Chordata, Actinopteri, Perciformes, Liparidae. The transcript has 8 exons. Gene Ontology annotation, biological process: protein phosphorylation; mitotic G2 DNA damage checkpoint signaling; G2/M transition of mitotic cell cycle. Gene Ontology annotation, molecular function: ATP binding; RNA polymerase II CTD heptapeptide repeat kinase activity; cyclin-dependent protein serine/threonine kinase activity. The record is from RefSeq and is a predicted model, not a curated record. The coding region runs from base 68 to 979 and encodes 303 amino acids. Gene Ontology annotation, cellular component: nucleus.
CACCAUUCCAGCGGCAGUCUGUCCAGGAGAGUCCGUACGCUAGCAAACGACACGCUGUCAGGCAAUAAUGGAGGACUACUUGAAGAUAGAGAAGAUUGGAGAAGGUACCUACGGGGUGGUGUAUAAGGGCCGGCACAAGGCUACAGGGCAGAUUGUGGCGAUGAAGAAGAUCCGCCUGGAGAGUGAGGAGGAGGGCGUUCCCAGCACCGCCGUCCGAGAGGUCUCUCUGCUCCAAGAGCUGAAGCAUCCCAAUGUUGUACGACUCCUGGAUGUGCUGAUGCAGGAGUCUCGUCUCUACCUCAUCUUUGAGUUCCUGUCCAUGGACUUGAAAAAGUACCUGGACUCCAUUCCGUCUGGCCAGUACAUGGAGCCGAUGCUGGUCAAGAGCUACCUGUACCAGAUCCUGGAGGGCAUCUACUUCUGCCACUGUCGCCGAGUCCUCCACCGGGACCUGAAGCCCCAGAACCUCCUGAUCGACAACAAAGGAGUCAUCAAACUGGCCGACUUUGGUCUCGCUCGGGCCUUCGGGGUUCCCGUCAGGGUCUACACCCACGAGGUCGUGACCCUUUGGUACCGCGCUCCAGAGGUGCUCCUGGGUUCACCCCGAUACUCAACCCCUGUCGACGUUUGGAGCACCGGCACCAUCUUCGCUGAGCUCGCCACGAAGAAGCCUCUGUUCCACGGAGACUCUGAGAUAGACCAGCUCUUUAGGAUCUUCAGGACUCUGGGGACCCCGAACAAUGAAGUGUGGCCGGAAGUCGAGAGCCUCCCCGACUACAAGAACACCUUCCCUAAAUGGAAGUCGGGCAACCUGUCUUCAAUGGUGAAAAACCUGGAUAAGAACGGCCUGGACCUGCUGGCGAAAAUGUUGAUCUACAAUCCUCCCAAGAGGGUCUCCGCCCGCGAGGCCAUGACCCACGCCUACUUUGACGACCUGGACAAAUCCACGCUGCCCGCCGCGAGCAUCAACAAAAUCUAAAGCCCGUCCUCGGCCCCGCAUACCGACGCGUAUUCAUACCCAUUGUGAAUUCUCAUUCUGUAAAUACUUGUGUGUGUUAUUCGUUGUAGACCUUUUUUUUUUUUUUAGUAAAGCGUUUGUCUUUCAACAAUGUCUUUUCAAUAAAACUGCACUUUCUGUGAAUCUCUAAA